AUGAAUUACUGUCUUCGACAUCAGUGCAAUAACGGUUACGCAGUGUUAGAUGUAAUUAAAUUUCGAUACGAUAACUUUGGAUCAUACAGGUAAUGAACCAUGGAGUUUUAAUUGUCAUAAAUGUGAAUCAUGAUUCGAUUUAAAUAUUACACAUACAUGAUCAGAAUAACAUUUAUUUCCCAUGCAUGUGUAUGUACAAUAAUAAGUAACAAAACUAUGUGUAGUUUGAAGGUGUUGGGCUAGAGACCUACUGGAAACCUUUUCAGGCUUUUUAAUGAAUUAUACAUUAUAACAUUAUAACUGUUUAGACGUUAGAUAAUUGUUAUUGGCUAAAGUUGUAAUUUUCUUCAGCUAUAGCGCUGUUUCUUCAUUCUCUGGAAUGAAUCAUAAUUCCACAGCUUUUGUUGGGUGUGAUCAUGGCAAGGUAGUUAUCUGCUAUAUGACAUAUUGAAGAUAUUUUUUUAAUGUUCUAUAUCAAUGUUCAAAGAACGUUCACAUUCAUUCGAUCAUGAUCAAUGUAUAGUGUUAAAUUAAUAAAUCCGUUUGCAAUAUAUCCACCUAUAUUGAAUUUCUCCACAUUUUGUAGUGUUGUGCAUGUUUUGGACCUAAAGGUGGAAGGCAAAACUACUGUGGUCCUAAAUGUACUGCAAUUAACGGUGGAACUGUAAUGAAAAGCGCUUUCGUUUGGUUUUGGGUGCGGACCAGAACGCCUAAACGUCUGUGGAAAAGAUGUAUGGAGUUUGUGAUGAAAAACUCCGCAGGCAAACUUGAAAAACAUUUCAUUGAUCCACAAAUAGGCACUGCACAAAAGGUGAGGAUAUUAUGGAAAGUUAAGAUGACACUAUUGGGUUAAUGGCGACAUACACAGUACCACCACUCACCAGAAGCAACAACAAUAACGAAAACGACAACUACAAUGACGUACAACAACAACAACAACAACAACAACAACAACAACAACAACAACCAACAACAACAACAACAACAACAACAACAACAACAACACCAACAACACCAACAACACCAACAACGCCAACAACGCCAACAACGCCAACAACACCAACAACACCAACAACACCAACAACACCAACAACAACAACAACAACAAUAACAACAAUAACAACACCAACAACACCAAUAACAACACCAACAACAACAAUAACAACACCAACAACAACACCAACAACACCAACAACACCAACAAACACCAACAAACACCAACAAACACCAACAAACACCAACAAACACCAACAACAACAACAACAACAACAACAACAACAACAACAACAACAACAACAACAACACCAACAACACCAACAACAACAACAACAACAACAACAACAACAACAACAACAACAACAACAACAACAACACCAACAACACCAACAACAACAACAACAACAACAACAACAAUAACAACAAUAACAACACCAACAACACCAAUAACAACACCAAUAACAACACCAACAACAACAAUAACAACACCAACAACAACAACAACACCAACACCAACAACACCAACAACACCAACAAACAACAACAACAACAACAACAAACAACAACAACAACACCAACACCAACAACACCAACAACAACACCAACAAACAACAACACCAACAAACAACAACACCAACAACAACACCAACAACACCACCAACAACACCAACAACAACAAACAACAACAAACAACAACAAACAACAACAAACAACAACAAACAACAAACAACAAACAACAAACAACAAACAACAACAAACAACAAACAACCAACCAACAACAACAACAACAACAACAACAACAACAACAACAACAACAACAACAAACAACAACAACAACAACAACAAUAACAACACCAACAACACCAACAACAACACCAACAACAACAACAACAACAAUUUAACCAGCAGUUUGGUUUGUUUUCAGGGUUCCUGCUCAGGAAAACUUAGAUCAUUUUUAAACGAAGGUGUAAGUAGAAUAUUUCAAGAAAAGAUUUGUAUUACCGGCAGCAGUUAUUCUGAACUUCUAAUCCUUUUUCUCUGACAAUACGUCCAACCCCUGCUCAAGCAUCGGAUAUUUCUUAAUUCAUCUGAUCUUAUAGAGGACUUAAUUCUAGACAAUGACAGUAUCUCAUCGGAUAUUUCUUUAUUGUAGACAUUGACAGUAUCAGACAAGGAAAGUUUUGACAAGAUUCCAGAUGUUCCAGGUCUUCUCUCAUAUCGUAAAGACGAUAAACAACUUUAUGUCAAUCAAGGAUCAAAGUGGCAAGCAUUAAGUACUGAACAAGAGGUUAGUUUAAAUAUGAGGAAAUAGCACGUCGCACUGGUUGAACUACAUCAUUAUAACUGAAAUUAAUGAGUAACUUUAGGAUAUACCAUUAAGACAUCAACACAAUUACUCCUACUCGAAUUCAAUAUGGCGGAUUUACUGGCGAAUGAAUGAAAACGUCAUGAUUCGUAAUUGAGUAGGCAUUCGAUAUUUAGUAUAGAGAAUAUAAGCACGUAGUCAAAAUUACAUCUUAUUUAAGCUUCAGCAAUUAAAGAAACAAAUUCAAAGUCAAGAAACCAAAAUUCAAAAUCAAGAAAAAAAAAUUCAAGCUCAAGAAAAGAAAAUUCAAGCUCAAGAAAACAAAGCCAUCAUUCAAGAAAAGAAAAUUCAAAAUCAAGUAAACAAAACCAACAUUCAAGAAAAGAAAACUCAAAGCCAAGAAACCAAAAUUCAAAAUCAAGAAAAGAAAAUUCAGAGUCAAGAAAUGAAAAUUCAAGCUCAAGAAAACAAAGCCAUCAUUCAAGAAAAGAAAAUUCAAAAUCAAGAAAAUAUGACUCAAAAGCUGGAAAAAGGUAACAAAAUAAAAAUGAUUAAGGUUAUAGCAAAUCCUUUUACUUACCGAAAACUAUUAAUUACAUUUUCGGUAAGUUAAAAAUGAAUCUCUAGUAUGCAACAACAAGUUUUAAAAUAAUUAAAAUUAAAUGAGUUACUAAUGGUAACGUUUUUCAAAUUUUAUAAUCAGAGGGUAGAAAGUUCGUUAUUAAUGACAGCUGAAGGACAGUUUAUUAAGUCAAAGUGAUUUAAUUAAAGUAUCAAAUUUAGCUUCAUCGCCUACUUUGUGUGCCAACACGCAUAUGAUACAGUUAAACCAGAAAACACUAUCUGAAGUUGAUAGUUAUAUUUACUUCUGUGUUUUGCUUAGACAAGCUGAUAAAGAUCUGGAAAAGUUCAGUAGACUCUCGCCAAACCCAACAUCCAAAUUCCUAGCUAGUAGAUGAGUAAUGAUAAGCAAUUGAUAAAUGCGAGAAUUAAACGGUGUUAUUAGAGGGUCUAGCUAGAUGGCUGAAAAUCAGUAAACGGUAAAAAAAUUCGUAUUUUAACGGGAAAAAUUUUGGUAUUUUCACGGUAAACAGUAUUUUUUUCCUCACGCUUCAGGGUAAAAUUUUUAGUGUUUUCACGACUCACUUGCGUUUUUGCUUGUAUAAAUAUCAGGAUGUAUAAAAUCAUAUAUCAGCGCGCUAUUAUACGUGAAUCACUCGGCGUAUGAACAAUUGGUUUUCAUAUUCGGAAAGAUCAGGCUUUUAGCUAUUGAAUGACAUGCUUUUCAUACCAAGUGGAGAAAAAAUAAGCAUGUACUAGGUCGAUCAAAAAUGUUAGUCAAAAUCGCAUAUUUACGAACGUGUCGUAGCUUAGCUAAGAUUUAUUCCUACUUAAUAAUAAUUAUGAAUAUGUGCGUCGUUUAUUUAAGUGAAAUUCAUCAAAGUACCAUUAAAGAGGGUUCAUUUUCAAUGGUUUUACACCCAACUCUCAACGGUGAAAAUAUGCGAUUCUGACUAACUUUUUUUAUCGGAUUCGUAUUUGCUCAUUUUUUAUCCAUUUGGCAUGAAGAAGAUAUCAUUCAAUAGCUAAAAGCAUGAUCUUUCCAAAUGUGAAAAAAUCUCGUUCAUACGCGUGGUAAUUCAGAUACAAUAGCGCGCUGAAGUUCGAUUACGUUUUUUUUUAUACAUUUUAUAGUAAAUUAACUCCACAAAGACAAUCCCCGAAUUUUCUGGCUGGCAAUGAAAACUACAUGCUUGUUCACAAUGGAUAACAUUGCCCGCCUCGAUUUGAAGCUAUUGUUUCGUGCGUACUCCGGCAAAUUCGGGAAGUGUCAAUGGACAACUUGCAUGUUGGACUAAAUUUUAAUCUAAGCAAAGAGAAGGGAAUCAAACACAACAGUUAAAAAGAACUUAUUAAAAUCAGUAAAAUUGCAAAAUUUGGUUGCAAAAUGUUGUAAAAUACAGAAAAUAUAGGCUUGCGAAGUUUGCAUAUUUUCAGUAUAUUUGUAUUACGUGCGGAAAUUGUUACCAUUUUCAGCUCAAAAAUGGUAACAAUUUCCGCACGUAAUACAAAUACACUCAAAAUAUGCAAAAAUUAGUGUAACAUGCAAGUUGUCUAUUGAUAUCCACAUCUACCCUUAUGUACCCUGAAUAGUAUUAAGCAGGCACGGAUUUUCGGGGGGGGCUCCCCAGAAAUUUGUUGUACUUCCAGAGGCAUCUGGCAACGCCCAAAAAAGUUUUUGCAUCCGCGCAAAUUAUAUUAUUACCAUCCUUUUACUUAAAACGAAUUGUAAAAAUAUACACCUGUAACUAGGGAUCCAAGGAUAGUUCAAAUUUUGAAGAUAUAGCUUAGAAACUGCUGGAAUGGGAAUUGAAGACGAAAUAAAAUGACAACCUUUGCCCGAAUACCAAACACUCUUGUCUAUAAAUAGGAAAUUGCUCAAAGUUGCUAAGUUUGUUUACAUGUCAAUUUUUAUCGGGCAAAACAUAAAAAUAUCGUUCAAAAUUUUGUCCGUAAACAAAUAUGUCUGAGUUCGUAAAACCUGAUAAAACAUAACUAAAAACAAAAGAUAAUUAUCAUAUGCACAAUACUUCAUAACACUUUUAUGUACGAUUUAAUAAACGAGCAGGAGUGUUUUAUUAGAUCUAAUAAAACACGACCUGCGAGUUUAUUUAACGGCUUCCUACUAGCUUCAAACACGACUACAAAUUCAAUAGAUAUACUGCUUUAUUAGUAUUCUUUAUAUAAAGAAUAUUAAUGAGGACACGACUACAAUAGAUAAUUAUUAAUGAGUGUUUGAAGUCGUAUUCAACUACAAUCUACUUUCAAAAAACUAUUUUGACUGCAGACCAUUCAGAUAUAAAAUAGCUUAUAGCGAUGCCCAUAGUAGUGUGAUUUUGGGGUAUAAAAUUAUAGUUUUGAUUAUAGUGCAUGUUUAUUGUGUAUUACUGGACAUAUUUUCAACUUUAAAAAGUACUAUUCAUCCGUUGUGCACUAUAUAGUCUGUUGGAUUUGGACUAUUUGAAACUCAUUGGACUUCAUGGGUUCAUGUUAGCACUGUUGGGCGUAGUUUUUAAGAUGUUUUGCAACAUUUUUUGUAAAUAAUGCAAGCCACAAAAAUGACAAAAUAAUACACUCUAUGGAUUAAAUUUAAACAGUAGAUCCACAGUAGUAACAAUUUUGAUUUGAUAUUUUCAUAUUUGAUAUUUUGAAUAUUCUUACUACUAAAUUAGUGAAAUUACUAAUAUUAUGAUCUCGGAUCGAUGCAGGCCUAGAAAAGACAAGUUUUGUUGAACAUUUCCCUUGGCCUUUCAAGGCGUUGCCACCAGGCCUAGACAAAAGCAAGCAGCAGCACUCCCCAGAUAUUUAUCUACCCCCCCGAACGAAAAUAUGAAAAUCCGUCUCUGGUACAAGGCGUGUGCACGUGUCGCGACUUAUUUUUGAGUUUAACAGCUUUUGAAACAAACGAAAAAUUAUUAUGUUUUACAGAUAUUGUGAAACUUAUUAUUGACUGGAUAAAUCCGCCAACGUCUUGUUCAGCUUUGUUAAUAAAACAUCCUUCAACACGCAGUGGAAUGUAUUACAUUAAUCCCCAAGGACUCAUUUCAUCGUCAAUGGUUCACGUAUACUGUGAUAUGACGUCAAAGAAUGGUGUUGGUGUAACGGUGAUUGGACAUGACAGUGGAUCAAGAACACUUGUGAAUGGAUCUGAUGGUGCAGGUUCUUACAAACGAAAAGUUAACUAUGACAUUUCGAUGGAACGGAUCGUUGUCAUUGUGAAGCAGUCCAAGAAUUGUGAGCAGUUCAUAAAAUAUGAAUGUUAUGAUAGCGCAUUUAGGUUCGGUUCUGUAGGUGCAUAUCAAAGCUGGUGGGUAUCACGCCAAGGUUCACAGAUGAAGUACUGGGGCGGAGCGGCAGUCAACAGUGGAAACUGUGCAUGUGGAAUGACCAACAGCUGUGCAGGUGGAGGAAAAUGUAAUUGUGACAAGAAUGACCUGAGAUGGCGUGAAGACAGUGGAUAUCUGACUGACAAGAACACACUGCCUGUUACUGAGCUGAGAUUUGGAGAUACUGGUGACCCUAGUAGGAAAGAGGAAGGAUACCACACACUGGGAAAAUUGCAAUGUUGGGGUUAGGAUAGAAGAGCGGGUUUUGAAGGAUAAUAUAUAAACUGAAACGUUAUUACUUAGCAACACAUACGAUAAGUAAUUUAAAAUACUCAUUAAUAUAAAUUCAUAAACCUUGUGGCAAAUCAUGUCAGUCAUAAUAUGUCACGUGGAGUGACUUUAUAUCUGAUAAAACACAUGUGGCAUUGUUUUAUAGUUAGUGUCAAAGUUAAAUUUUUCUGCUUGCCGAUUGGUCAAAACCGUGUCACGUGCCGGUCCACAAAACGUCAUGUUCGGCAACCGGUCCGCAAUCAAACAUUUAUUGACCGGUCAAUAAUAAAAUGGGUGCAAUACGCAUGUGUGUCAACCAUGAAGUUCCAAAGUUCAUUUUUUUAAACUUUUUACUAAACAUUUACGGCGUUCCAUUUAUCCAGUUUUGGUUUCAAAUUAAGUUCACUCAAUAACCGGUGAAUUAUUCAUACUUUGACACUUAUAUACUAUAUAACAAAACACUUAUUUACUGAGACCUCGGGAAAGCAGUGUGUUUUGUGGCCCCUCGACCGCCGUUGUUGCCUUCGGCUUCGCCUCGGGCAACAACGGCGGUCUCGCUUCCACAAAACACACUGUUUCCCUCGGUCUCAGUAAAUAAGUGAUAAUUAUAAUAUUGUGUUCAUCCUAAUUAGCAUGAUUAUAUAGCAUGAUUAUAUAAUUGUUCAUCCUAAUUAGUAUUCUUUUGUAGUCGUAUUUUAAGCUAUUCAAAACACUCGUUGUCGUGUUUUACCAGAUAUAAAACGCUCGGCUACGCCUAGCGUUUUAUAUCUGAUAGAACACUCCUACUCGUGUUUUAAAUAGUUACUUAAAAUACUCAUUAAUAAUUCAUAAACCUCAUGUCAGCCAUAAUAUGUCACGUGGAGUGACUUUAUAUCUGAUAAAGCAUGAGGCAUUAUAUAAUUGUUCAUCCUCAUUAGUAUGAUUAUAUAAUGGUUCAUCCUAAUUAGUAUUCUUUUGUAGUCGUAUUUUAAGCUAUUCAAAACUCUCUCAUUUUAAGCUAUUCAAAACUCGUGUUUUAAAUAGUACAUAUAUAACUAAUUACACAAAUUAAGGUAGCCCCUGGUUAUUUAUCCACCUAGCAUGGUCUGGUUAAAUUAAGUAGGAAAUCCUGGUCUAAUUAACCAGAUUAUAGUAAGAUAAAGUUAAAAUAAUCAGAAAAUUUCACCAGGAAUAUUAAAUUAACCCAAAUAGAGUUAUUUCUAGGUUAACUAGUGUCUUUAGAUUGUAUCUUUAUAGUAGAAAACCUUGUCUUGAUCAACCAUUUCACUGUAGAAGACAUGAUGUCAUUGAGUCAUUCCAGAAAACAUCUAUACCUCCCCAGAGGAAAUUCGAAGUUACAGUAAACAUCCAACCCCCUUUGAUUGGAUGUUAUAAUACACUUACUAUUAUCAUCUCGAAAUUUCCUCCAUGGGAGGAGUGUGGAUCUUUUCUGGAACAACCCAUUAGAUGAAGUCUCCCACCUUAUUCGAUGCUAUAAAGAAACACUCUUCUUUUUAUCAAUUUCUGUCAAUUCUGUCCAAUUUCUAGAUCUGUGUCUUUGUCCUGACAGGUAGGAUUUUUUCAUUACGUAUAAAGUAUACAACUCUUGUUUGUGUUUUCGACGAAUUCUCAAACAAAGACAGUUGAGUUUACUUGAAAACUGUCUAAUUUCACGAUUUGUGUCUUCGCGUAGGUUUUUCAUUGCCUGACAUGUGUGCGAUUCCACUAUUUCAAAAAAUAAAGAGAAUCAAAAUAAGAAAAUGGAAAACAAGGAAGGUGUUGGCAGUACAGUAGUUAGAGCAUGUGACUUCCAUCUCCAUUUAACCCAAGAAGUAGCAAGCCGAUUCGAUUUAGAACAAUAUUGUUCUACAGGUGUAUGUAUCACAGAAUACGUCCACGGUACCACAGAAUACCAGCCUUAUUUAUUUCUUAUAUAAAAUUUGAAGGAAAUAUGCUAUAAACUUUACUUUUGUGAUUAAAUAUUAGUUAUUGUCUUAAUUGACAUAUAAAAACAAAAAAUGUAUAUUUUCUUAAAAAUUCUUGAAAAUAAUCAGGAUUAACAAGAAGUAACAUUCUAUAUUUUUGGUACUUUUUUUCGUAUAAUGCCUGUAAAAUCCGAAAGUUUAAAAAUAAGUUCGCAAACCAGCAAAAUUUAUGUUGAUCAAUACCUUUUCUAUGCAACACAACAUUAUUACUACACUGCAAUCACACAGUGUAAUCAAUUUUACCAUUGAAAAACUGAAUUUUUCAAAAUUAUUGAUAAACCUGAUAUUCUUUCAUUGGUUAUACCACUGGUAUUCUUUACUGAUUUUAGUGUUUAACUUUCACUAAAUUAAGUUAGCAAUAUCCCACAGUAUUACCAUACAACAUGACACACCAAAUCCUGGUACAACUUGAUAAACCGUUGCUUACUUACCUCUGCACUGGUAUUCUGUGGUACAUUGGAUUUUUUCCCCACAGAAUAUUCAUUUUAAAAAAAUAAUUAAGUCUAUGAAAUCUUGCCCCAAAACCCCCAGGAAGAAAAAAUAUAUUGUUAGACUAUACUAAAAAAUAUUAAGGAACCAUAUGAUAUACAUUAGACAAAAGAUAUGGAACAUGUAAAUUUUUGUGGUAUUCUGUGGUACAUAAACCUGUAUUACAUUCAAAUUUUAAACACGACAGGAAACCAAGCUCUUUUUUAACCGUAUAAAAUGCUUGAAAACUGUAAAACUACGGAUAUGGAUUCUACAAUUAAUGAAAGACAAAGUUUAAUGCGAGUUAUACCACUCAACAAAGAAUUUAUGAAAGCUUGAAAAAUCACUAUCCGAUGGAUACUGGGAAAGAUAAAAAAGAAAACGCGAUAUUCAAGAGAAACUAUAAUAAAUACCUGCCGUCUGCCGAAGACGGUUUUGAUUUGUUUCAUGACCUCCUUGGAGUUGUCAGUCUUUUUCUGACAAGAAUUUCAUCAAUUCCUCUUUGUUUAAAGAACCGAAUCUACCACAAGGCCGCACAAACCAUUUUGUCUUGGCUUUCCAAAAUUUCGCGCGCUUUUUUACAAGCUUCCGACCGCGCUGGGGCUUGGGCUCUAAAAAGUGCGUAAUCUUUUAUUGAAACAACUUACUGUAUUGGCCAAAAAAAGAUUAUUACAUGUUGACAUGUUAGCAGCGAAAAUAACGUGGCGGCUGCCGGAUAUUGAGGAUUAUCAGGAGAUUGUUGAUCGAAGGAGAAUAAAGUUGGAAUUAUGGUGGGGUGGCAUCGAAGAUGUUUUUCUUGGUGAAAUGUUUGCUGAUCCGACCAUUAAAUAUCAAUUAAAACAAAUACCAACCCCUGGCGAAGUGGCACUCACUUUCAAUAUCAUUUCUGUAAUUUUAUGACACGAGUUUGAUAACUGCUUGUGCAAUUUUCUGCCCUUUUCUCUUCGGUGCCACCCUCCGCCAUAAGUAAUGACCGGUCAUUUCACGCUACGAUUUGCCUUGUACGAUUCGUAUUCUAACAAGCUGCCCCCCCCCCCGCCGGAGUUUUCGUGCCGGACAAUGGCUUUAAUAGCGUCCGUUCUUAAUGAAAAAGCUGCCUUUUUAUCAGUACAUUGCUUCUCACACCGCUGUAAAUGAAGUUAGUUUGGUUUCGUUUCCACCAGUACUCAGUAGUAACCCUGGAGCACUAAGGGAUGACUCUUACUAGAUCUCUAAGGAGAACAGUUUAGAACGGUAGACUUAUCGCUCGUAGUAACACAACACCAAGACUCUAACUGAACCUCUAUGAGAGGACAGUUUAGAACCGAUAGAGCUAUCCAAUCAGUAUACAGGGUGUAUCAAAAAACUGAACACAUUUGAAAUUGCUCUCAAUUUCGCAAAACAGCUAUUAGUAUUCCGAUUUUUAUGUAUAUAGCUUCCUUGG
Paramuricea clavata is the source of this 10314-nucleotide messenger RNA. The record is from the annotation of a GenBank genome assembly. NCBI's taxonomy places the organism in Eukaryota, Metazoa, Cnidaria, Anthozoa, Malacalcyonacea, Plexauridae.